AUGCUCAACUACAAGAAAGUCCCAUACACGACCAUUUUCCUCGAGUUUCCUGACAUCGCACCGUCUCUGGAAGAACUCGGUUUGACCUCGCAUCCAUCGGGCUCUGGCUCUCAUGUAAACUACACAGUCCCUGCGAUCAAACAUGUUCCGACGGGUACACACCUUAUGGACUCACCAGCCAUCGCCAAGUUCUUGGAGACCACUUACCCCGACCCACCUCUCCCUUUCACAUCCGAACUUGGCCAAGAGAUCGAGACCAAUGCGCGCAGUGCAAUAGGUCCGGCAUUUCGCAUCUCUAUCACCCCACGUGAACACCUCAUCCUCUCACCCCGAUCCCAGGAAUACUUUCGUGCCAAGAGUGAAAAACUACUUGGCUGCAAGUUGGAAGAUCUGAUGAAUGGAGAGAAAGAAGAGAAAGCCUGGGCAGGAGUCAAAGAGAAAAUGAAUGAGCUUAGUGAGUUGAUGAUGACAAAUAAAGACCAGGGGUCGUUUGUGCUGGGAGAUCAUCCUAGUUACACAGACUUUUUUAUUGCGGCUUCACUUCAGUCGGCGAGGACUAUUGAUGAGAGCGUGUUUCAGAGGUGUGUGGAGUAUCCUGGCUUCAAGAUGAUUUAUGAGGCUUGUCAACCAUGGAUGGACAAGAGAGAUUAG
Messenger RNA from Fusarium pseudograminearum CS3096, 651 nucleotides. RefSeq lists its product as uncharacterized. NCBI's taxonomy places the organism in Eukaryota, Fungi, Ascomycota, Sordariomycetes, Hypocreales, Nectriaceae. The record is from RefSeq and is a predicted model, not a curated record. The transcript has 2 exons. The coding region runs from base 1 to 651 and encodes 216 amino acids.